AUGUCUAAUCUCUCUAAACUUGAAUUUCUUGCUCUAGACAUAUCGAGAAAAAUCUAUCUAUCAUGGGUACUCGAUGCAGAAAUUCGUCUUGAUGCGAUGGGUCUAGCAGACACCAUCCAAGAAAAUAAUCAAGCAUCUAAUCAAAACCGUGCUAAGGCGAUGAUAUUUCUCCGUCAUCACCUUGAUGAAGGUUUGAAAAUGGAAUAUCUCACUGUUAAGGAUCCUCUGGUGUUGUGGAACAAUUUAAAAGAUAGAUAUGACCACCUGAAGUUGGUCGUCUUUCCACAGAAUGACUUACUGAUGAAAAACCAUGAAAGUCGAGAUACUGGUUCUAUGCCAUUUCCUGAAGUAAAUACGACAAACUUUUACCAAUCUAGGUGUGAAAAAGGUCGUGGCCCCAGUCGUGGCCGUGUUCGUGGUCGAAGAAGAAAUUUCAAUCAUGCUGAUCGUCUUGCACUAAAUAAUAACCUUCAACACCAGCAGUGUAAAAAGAAGAAUGAAAAACAUGAUGUAGUGCAGAAGAAAAAUUCAGACAACAAAUGUUAUCGAUGUGGAGGAAAAGGACAUUGGUCACGUACCUGUCGUACGCCAAGGCAACUGGUUGAGCUAUAUCAAGCUUCGCUGAAGGAGGUGAAAAAUUACACAGAAUCCAACUUUAUCUCGGAAGAUACUAUUGAACCCAUGCAUCUAGAUGUAGCGAAUUUCUUUGAGAAUCCCGAAGGAAAGAUAGAUCACCUGAUAGGUGAUGGAUCUGCGAUAAUGUAA
Molecule: messenger RNA, 765 nt
Organism: Solanum pennellii
Lineage: Eukaryota; Viridiplantae; Streptophyta; Magnoliopsida; Solanales; Solanaceae
Exons: 2
Coding region: 1-765 (254 amino acids)
Molecular function (GO): zinc ion binding; nucleic acid binding
Source: RefSeq, a predicted model, not a curated record